Molecule: messenger RNA, 2855 nt
Organism: Zalophus californianus (California sea lion)
Lineage: Eukaryota; Metazoa; Chordata; Mammalia; Carnivora; Otariidae
Gene: XRCC3
Product: X-ray repair cross complementing 3
Exons: 9
Coding region: 489-1649 (386 amino acids)
Biological process (GO): double-strand break repair via synthesis-dependent strand annealing; telomere maintenance via recombination; resolution of mitotic recombination intermediates
Cellular component (GO): replication fork; Rad51C-XRCC3 complex
Molecular function (GO): four-way junction DNA binding; ATP binding; ATP-dependent DNA damage sensor activity
Source: RefSeq, a predicted model, not a curated record
GGGGCUGCGGCGCGAGGUCCGCGCGCGAUCCUCCAUGGAGACACACUUAGGGGAGGUGAAGCUGGAGAAUGCAGAAGACACUUCAUUCCCACGAGCCCAGUGCAUAUGAUCUCCAGCUGUCUGCGUCAUCCUCACCAAAGAGGGGACGGAAUGGGCCUGCCUUGUGUAGCGUGGACCUUUAGAAUGCAGGUGACCUGGGGGCCCUUCUCCAAACACAUCACUCUGUGGAUUGGAAUUCAUGGUUUCUAAGUUACCGAAUGGCGGCUCUAUAACAAAAGCAUUGCCUUAGACUCACCUCAGUGGUUUUCCUGCUAAAGUCUCUCCUGCAACCUCGGGGCUGACGGUGAACCCGUCUCAAAGGGGACUGCACACCCAGGCCACCAUCACUCUGCUGUGCUCAGCUCCUGGGUGGUUUGCAGUGACAGCAAGCACAUUGGAAUUUGUGUCCCUGAGAAGUUAUUCGUCUUUGUGGUCAACCUGUUGAAGAAAUGGAUUUGGAUCAAUUGGACCUGAAUCCCAGAAUUAUUGCUGCAGUUAAGAAAGCCAAACUGAAAUCAGUGAAGGAGGUUUUGCAUUUUUCUGGACCAGACUUGCAGAGACUGACCCGCCUCCCCAGCCUUGACGUGCAGCACCUGCUGAGAACGGCCUCCUCGCACCUGCAGGGGACAUGCGUCUGCACAGCGCUGCAUCUGCACCAGCAGAAGCAGAGGUUCCCCGCACAGCACCAGCGCCUGAGCCUGGGCUGCCCCGUGCUCGAUGGGCUUCUCCGCGGCGGCCUGCCCCUGGACGGCCUCACCGAGCUGGCCGGCCCCAGCUCCUCCGGCAAGACCCAGCUGGCGCUGCAGCUCUGCCUGACUGUGCAGUUCCCACGGCAACACGGAGGCCUGGAGGCCGGGGCCGUGUACAUCUGCACGGAAGAUGUCUUCCCCAGCGUGCGCCUGCAGCAGCUCAUGGCUCAGCAGCGGCGCCUGCGGACAGAUGUGCCGGGAGAUGUGGUCGAAAGAAUAAAAUUUGGCAACCAGAUCUUCAUUGAGCACGUGGCCGACGUGGACACCCUGCUGGAGUGUGUGAGAAAGAAGGUGCCCGUGCUUCUGUCUCGGGGGGUGGCCCGUUUGGUGGUCAUCGACUCCGUGGCCGCCCCAUUCCGCUGUGAGUUUGAUGGAGCGGCCUCGGUCCCCAGGGCCAGGCGUCUGCAGGCCCUGGGGGCCGCUCUGCGCCGGCUGAGCUGCACCUUCCAGAGCCCGGUGCUGUGCAUCAACCAGGUGACAGAGGCCACAGAGGAGCAGGGCACGGCACCUGGGCCACAGGGUCAACGCAGAGGGAGUGCGAGGGACUCCUGGGACCACGUCCUGCUGACACGGCAGCUGCGGAGCAGCCGGCCAGGUCAGCCGCGGGUUCUGGCCGAGACUUCCGCGCCCUGCGGGCACGGGGGGCUGACGACUCCCACACCCAUCGCUGGGUCAGGAUGUGCUCGAGGGUGUUGGCUGCACCUCCUCCACGGCAGGGAGGCAGGGCACACAGAUGAGCUGCCCGCCGAGGCCUCCCCACAUGCCCCAUGCCCCCCGUGCUCCCCAUGCUGCCUGGCACAGUGGGUCCGGGACCGACCCCCUCACCACAGCUCACGCUCUGCCAGGCUCUGCCCUAAGUAACUCCUCCACGUUGAUGCAAGUCUUCUCCACCGCCCCUGGGAUGGGGAGCUGCCAUCCUUGGUCUCAGUGACACUGAGGCACAGAGCAGUCCAGUGACUUGGCCAGCCUCCCCGUGGCUCCAUGAGCCAGACACCGACCCCGGGCUGGUGCCGGGAAGAGAGGCACACGCCCGACCCAGUGCUGGGGGUGGAGGCAGAGGUCCCUGGAACUGGGCAGACUGUUUGAACAUUUUCUAGAGCAGAAACAUUCAUUUGUAAUUUCUAUUGCCUGGUUAAAAUAUUCUGUGGCCCUCAAAAGGGUAAGAAUGGCUAUAAUAUAAACAGGAAAAAGGUCUUUUAGGGCUGCAAUUUGAUAAAAGCCUUUCUGCAAGUGCAGAUUCUUCACACUAGGAAAUAAACCAUUUUAUUUUUGUAAUUAAAUAAUAAACAAUCCCAAAUUAUUUUCUAGGCAGAUCACACUAACAGUGAGGAAACUACAAGACAGAGUGUACACGUGGCAGACCCCUGGGGGGAUGCACACCAGUGCUGGACCCCUGCCCACCCAUCCCAGAGGGACACCCCUGCAGCAGGGCGGUCUCUCUGUGACACCCUCCGUCCCAUGCACUCCUCAGCACUGUCAGGCCUCGCAGACCUGGUGUGUGCCCCCCCCCCGAGGGUUCUCCCCUAGGACGAUGGGGACAAAUGUGGAACAGUGCGUGUCUUUAGGCCUAUCCCAGUCACGCACAGGAUGCCGGUACACCCUGAUGAGCCGCCCUCCGCUCAUGGGAACCUCACCCUCUGUCGCUGCUCUUCCACUUUAUAGAGUUUUCAGAAGUUUGAAGACCAUACAGUGCACUGCUCAGAAAGAAGUGCAAAUAUAAACAUCUCAGAAUAUAGCCUCAUCUAUGCCGCGUGCUUCCCAAGAACAUUCUAUAAAGUUAUGACGAUGGGCAAUCUGUUCUAUAAACUGUAAACAAUGUAUUUUUUUAGCAAUAUUUAUGUUACCAUAAACACUAAAUUUCUCAUUACAUGCUAUUUCUAGCAGCUUUCUGAACAAACAAAUGAUAGGAACUUUUUAAUUCCAGGAAACAACAGACUCCCCCCAAUACUGUAAACACAAAGCAAGCACCACAGAGACAGCCCACUGGCCCCGUGAACUGCCGGGUCGGCUGCGUGGGCAAGAGCCGGGAGGGUCAGGAGGCCCAGGCCUGCCACAGCCUCCACCGUG